CUCACCUUACUAAAAAAUCAUAAUGGAUCCAUCAGAAUAUCCUUUUGAUAUUGAAGCUUACAAGAGGCAGUCCGAAAUUGAAGAAAGGUAUAUCAUCAACCGGUUUAUGGAGCGUCGAAACAAAAUAGAGGAAGACUAUCCACCUCGUAGCAAGAGAAACUACAUCAAAAGAGACUAUGCAUCAGCAAAUCAAAGACUAAUUGACGACUACUUUGCCAAUGAACCUACAUAUGACGAUGCAAUGUUUCGUUGGCGAUUCUGGAUGCGAAAACAUAUUUUCCGUCGGAUCGUUAGAGUCCUAUCAAGCAGCGACAACAACUUCACCCAACGAUCUGACGCAGCCAAGAAAGAAGGUAUAUCUCCAUUAGCAAAAUGGACUACGACCAUGCGAAUGUUAGCAUAUGGUGUGGCAGCUGACACGGUGGAUGAAUACAUCAAAAUUAGAGGUACUACUGCUUUAAAGUGCUUGCGAAGAUCUCAGAGCCCCAACUCAAGAUGA
Messenger RNA from Camelina sativa (false flax), 499 nucleotides. NCBI's taxonomy places the organism in Eukaryota, Viridiplantae, Streptophyta, Magnoliopsida, Brassicales, Brassicaceae. The record is from RefSeq and is a predicted model, not a curated record.